Messenger RNA from Jatropha curcas, 2459 nucleotides. Its product is annotated as cellulose synthase-like protein E1. Lineage: Eukaryota; Viridiplantae; Streptophyta; Magnoliopsida; Malpighiales; Euphorbiaceae. Gene Ontology annotation, cellular component: membrane. Gene Ontology annotation, molecular function: cellulose synthase (UDP-forming) activity. The record is from RefSeq and is a predicted model, not a curated record. Gene Ontology annotation, biological process: cellulose biosynthetic process.
UUUAUGGGCCUGACAUGACAUCCAUAUCCAACGUUUACGAAGCACCAAACAAGAAUUUUCUGCCUGUAGAUAAACAAAAGAAAAGGAAAGUUAAACUGCUUCCAUUAUAUAUGGGAUAGCCGGCUGUUGCAUUUUCUCAUCCAUAUUAAGCACCAAGAGAUGGGAAGCGAACAGUUGAAUCCUCUGUUCGAAACAAAGAAAGCAAAAGGAAGUAUCUUGUAUAGAAUCUUUGCAGGAACUGUGUUUUUAGGUAUUUGUUUAGUUUGGUAUUACAGAGUAAGAAACAUACCAAGUAAAGAAGAAGAUGGGAGAUGGGUUUGGAUUGGAUUACUUGGAGCUGAAUUAUGGUUUGGUUUUUACUGGUUGUUUACUCAAGCUCCAAGGUGGAACAAGAUCUAUAGGUUCACCUUCAAGGAGAGACUCUUUACUAGGUACAAGAAUGAUUUACCAGGAGUAGACAUAUUUGUGUGCACGGCAAAUCCUGCAAUUGAGCCCCCAUUAAUGGUGAUGAACACUGUUCUGUCAGUAAUGGCUUAUGAUUAUCCUGCAGAAAAGUUAAGUGUGUAUUUAUCUGAUGAUGGAGGAUCAGAUGUUACAUUCUAUGCUCUAAUGGAAGCAUCAAGAUUUGCAAGACAUUGGAUACCAUAUUGUAAGAGAUUCCAUGUGGAGCCAAGGUCUCCUGCUGCUUAUUUUGCUUUAAAACCUAAUCUGGAUCAAACAAAGGCUUAUGCAGCUAUUAAGAAUUUAUAUGAAGACAUGGAAAACAGAAUUGAAAAUGCAAACAAUCUCGGUCGGAUCCCUGAAGAAGAACAAUUCAAUCAUAAAGGAUUUUCGCAGUGGAAUUCCUACUCUUCACGGCUUGAUCAUGGCACAAUUCUACAGGUUUUGAUAAAUGGGAAAGCUCCAAAUUCCAUAGAUAUUGAUGGGUGUCGAUUGCCUACUCUAGUGUAUCUUGCUAGAGAGAAAAGGCCCAAACAUCCCCAUCAUUUUAAAGCUGGUGCCUUGAAUGCCUUGAUUAGAGUGUCAUCAAAGAUUAGCAAUGGAGAGAUUAUUUUAACUCUAGAUUGUGAUAUGUACUCAAACAAUUCACUUUCUGUUAUGGAUGCACUCUGUUUCUUUAUGGACGAAGAGAAGGGUCAUGACAUUGCUUUUGUGCAAUUCCCUCAGAAUUUCGAGAACAUCACUAAGAAUGACAUAUACAGUUCCUUAUUACGAGUGAUAAUGGAUGUGGACUUCCAUGGUUUGGAUGGUUUUGGGGGUCCUUUAUACAUUGGAACUGGCUGUUUUCAUAGGAGAGAUACUCUAUGUGGAAAAAAAUUCAGUAAAGAUUGUAAAUUUGAAUGGACAAGAAAUGAUGAUUAUAAGAUACAACUGAAUAUAGAAGAAUUAGAAGAAGAAACAAAGCCUCUUGCAAGCUGUACUUAUGAGCAAAAUACUAAAUGGGGAAUUGAGAUGGGAUUGAUAUACGGGUGUCCUGUGGAAGAUGUGAUCACAGGUUUGUCAAUCCAAUGCAAAGGAUGGAAAUCCGUGUAUUUCAAUCCAGAAAGGAAUGCAUUCUUAGGCAUUGCACCUAUCACGUUGUCUGAGACACUAGUGCAGCAUAAAAGAUGGGCUGAAGGUGAUUUCCAGGUUUUGUUUUCCAAGUGUAGCCCUGCAUGGUAUGCACACGGAAAGAUUAGCCUUGGCCUGCGAAUGGCAUAUUUCGUCUAUGGUCUGUGGCCUCCAAACUGCUUUCCAACCCUAUAUUACUCUAUUGUUCCAUCACUUUGUCUCCUCAAAGGCAUAUCCUUGUUUCCACAGGUAUCAAGUCCAUGGUUUCUACCAUUUGCUUAUGUGAUAUCUGCAAGCUAUAUUUGUAGCUUAGCUGAGUUCCUGUGGUGUCGGGGCACAAUCCUUGGAUGGUUGAAUGACCAAAGAAUAUGGCUAUAUAAAAGAGGUACCUCUUACGUCUUUGCCUUCAUUGACACCAUUUCAAAGAUGCUAGGAUUUACCAAUUCAACAUUCAUAAUCACUGCAAAAGCUGCUGAUGAAGAUGUAUUGAAAAGGUACGAAAAAGAGAUAAUGGAGUUUGGAGCUUCAUCUCCAAUGUUUACCAUUUUAGCUACACUUGCAAUGCUCAAUUUGUUCUGCUUUGUUGGGGUGGUUCAGAAAGUGAUCAUGAAAGAGAUUAGUUUUAGGUUUUUUGAGGCAAUGCUUUCACAAAUUAUUCUUUGUGGUGCUUUAGUUCUCAUAAACUUGCCUUUGUACCAAGCCCUUUUCCUAAGGAAGGACAAGGGUAAGUUGCCAGGUUCUGUAACAGUAAAAUCGUUUGCAUUGGCCCUUCUUGCCUGUAUCAGCUUCACUCUCCUAUACUGAGUCUUCUCUUUUUAUUUUAAUUUUAUAUAUUACUCAAGAACCAUAUUUCUGUAAUAUAGUGAAAUAUUAAGAUGAGCUUACAAAUAUAUGUUUCUAUUAUUCAA